ACCGCGCCUGCGCGCUGCGGCGCCCCCUGCCAGCGCGCGCGCCGGGCCCGCGGGGCUCUUAAAGGCGCCGCGUCCCGGUACCGAUCCCGGCCGCCGGUACCGGCAUGGAGGCGGCGGCGACGGCGGCUGCCCCGGGCUGGCGCUGCCGGCCGGGGGGACGGCUGGACAUGAGCCACGGCUUCGUGCGGCACAUCCGCCGCAACCAGCUCGCCAGGGACGCGUACGACCGCGCGGUGCGGCAGGCGCGGGGCCGAGCGCGGACGCGGCUGACCCCGGGCCCGGCGCGGCCCCGGCGGCCCGACCAGCAGGUGUACCGGCCCCACCGGGGCGGCGGCGGGCCCGGGGGCGAUGCCAGCGCGGGGCCGCCCACCGAGAGCCGCGGGGCCCCCCCGGAGCCGGUCCGCGGGCCGCGCCUCUUCUGCCUCGAGUACGAGGGGGACGACGGGCGGGUGACGGCCGUGAUCGUGCACCAGGGGGACAGCGCCGAGGAGGUGACCCGCCGGGUGUGCGCCCGGAGCCCGCUGGAGCCCCCCCUGCGCAGGGCCCUCUGCCAGCGCGUGCAGGAUGAGCUCAGCAAGCGCCGGGGCACCGGGUGACACUGCCACAGCCCCCCGGACACUGCCACCCCCCCAUGGGAUUGGUGCCACCGCGGGGACCAGUGCCACCGCGGGGACCGCUGCCGUCCCCACCCCGGUGUCAAUAAAGGUGCUGCGAGGC
Molecule: messenger RNA, 717 nt
Organism: Vidua macroura (Pin-tailed whydah)
Lineage: Eukaryota; Metazoa; Chordata; Aves; Passeriformes; Viduidae
Gene: C28H2orf68
Product: chromosome 28 C2orf68 homolog
Exons: 4
Coding region: 105-596 (163 amino acids)
Source: RefSeq, a predicted model, not a curated record